Messenger RNA from Halteromyces radiatus, 1168 nucleotides. RefSeq lists its product as uncharacterized. Bases 1 to 1047 code for a protein of 348 amino acids. NCBI's taxonomy places the organism in Eukaryota, Fungi, Mucoromycota, Mucoromycetes, Mucorales, Cunninghamellaceae. Gene Ontology annotation, cellular component: cytoplasm. The record is from RefSeq and is a predicted model, not a curated record. Gene Ontology annotation, molecular function: molecular adaptor activity; kinase binding. Gene Ontology annotation, biological process: cell migration; negative regulation of organ growth; regulation of DNA-templated transcription. The transcript has 5 exons.
AUGGCUGAACCUUUACCUCAAGGCUGGGAAAUGCGUUACGCUCCUGAUAACCGUCCUUAUUUCAUCAAUCAUGCUACUCAAACUACCACUUGGGAAGACCCUCGACAAAAGAGUCAAUACCCUCCUGGUCCUCCUUCUUAUGGUAACUAUCCUUCUCCUCAACAACAACAACAACAACAACCUUAUGGAUAUCCUCCUCAACAACAACAACAACCUUAUGGUUAUCCUCCUCAACAACAACAACCUUAUGGCCAACCUCAAUAUCCUCCACAACAACAACAGCCUUAUGGUCAACCUCCCUCUCAAUAUCCUCCUCAACAACAACCUUAUGGUCAACCUCCUUCUCAAUAUCCUCCUCCACCUCAACAACAACCUUAUGGUCAACCACCUUCUCAGUACCCACCUCAUCAAGAUGAAGGUGAACGUGGUUCAUAUGGUGGUAAUCCUCAACAACCUCCUCCUCCUCAACAAGAAGGUGGAUAUCCUUCUGGUCCUACUCCUCCAGCUAAGAAAAAUCCUCUUGGUAAAAUGUCCAAUGGUAUGAAGAUGGCUGCUGGUGCUCUUGGUGGUCUUGCUAUGGGUGGUGCUUUGGCCUAUGGUAUUCAUGAAUAUAAGGAACAUGAAGAACGUGAAGAAGAACAACAAGCUCGUUUGGAUCAUUUGGAACAAGAAAAUAGACGCCAGGAACAAGAAAUUCAUCAAUUGGAACAUUCUGGUGGUGGUGGUUAUGGUGGCUAUGGUGGUUACGGUGGUUAUGGUGAUCGUGGCAUUAGUAGUGGAUAUGGUGAUGAUGAUGAACAACGUCGUUUGGAUGAAGAACAACGUCGUUUGGAUCAAGAACAACGUGAAAAGGAUGAGGAACAACGUCGCUUGGAUGAAGAACAACGUCGUUUGGAUGAAGGUGGUUAUGAUGAAUAUCGUCAACGUGAAUUGGAUGAAGAACAACGUCGUUUGGAUGAAGAACAACGUCAAUUGGAUCGACAACAAGAAUGGCAAGAUGAUCGUCAAGAAGAAUAUGAAGAACAAGAAGAAUCCUCUUGGUUCUAGAAAAAAAAAAAAACAACUUUAUUCCCUCUUUUGUCCUUUCAAUCACACAUUCUUCCAUAAUGUACACAACUUUUAUAUAUAUACAUCAAUAAAGAUCUUGUUUUUUUUUUCUCCAUUACUA